This is a messenger RNA of Drosophila ananassae, 7299 nucleotides long. It is a transcript of the gene BRWD3, whose product is annotated as bromodomain and WD repeat-containing protein 3. Gene Ontology annotation, cellular component: nucleus. The record is from RefSeq and is a predicted model, not a curated record. The transcript has 16 exons. Bases 142 to 6855 code for a protein of 2237 amino acids. NCBI's taxonomy places the organism in Eukaryota, Metazoa, Arthropoda, Insecta, Diptera, Drosophilidae. Gene Ontology annotation, molecular function: protein binding. Gene Ontology annotation, biological process: regulation of cell shape; cytoskeleton organization; regulation of transcription by RNA polymerase II.
GAUUAAUCGAUAGAUGGUUUCGCAUCGAAACUGUGCGCAUCGAUUAUUGUAGUGUCACACAAAAAGAAGAAGUGAAAAAAGAAUUUUAGAAGAAAGCAACUGCAAUUUUGUAAUAACCCGAGCCUUUCUUCGCAAUGAAUAAUGGAAAAUAGACAGUCUAGUGCCAGUGAUGUGAUAGUGCCAGAGCUCUACUUCCUCAUCUCCAAGUUCCUGGCUGCGGGGCCGCUGGAGGAGACGGCAAAGGUGUUAAUCCGCGAGCUUGAACAGAAAAAGGUUUUACCCCGACGCAUCGACUGGCAGGGGAAUGAGCAUGAGCAGACCUUUUCUGAAUUGGAACAAAAAUACGCGCAUAUUGGCGAAAAUCAUUUGUUGGAGAUAUGCAGCCGCCUGUGCCCCCUGGUGGACAAGGAGCUGCCGCCCAGUGUUCCUGGGAUAAAUUCCCUUUUGGGAACCGGCCGGCAGAACCUAUUGCGAACCCAUGAGACCGUGUAUCGUCAUCGCUCCCAGCGCGACUAUUGCACGCGCCUUCAUGGCGUCUCACUGCCAGACUCGAGCUUAACCAGACCAACCCACAACUUACUUCGAGUCCUUGCCGGUCGGGAGCAUGGCGGUCAUGUGCGCCGCAAGCUGCUGGUGCCCACAGAUCUGUACCGGAAGACGAAGCUUCUCCGCCGCACAGUCGGCCACCUUUCGUCGGUGUACUGCGUGCUCUUCGACCGCACCGGCCGUUACAUCAUCACCGGAGCGGAUGAUCUGCUCAUCAAGAUUUGGUCUGCGGCCGAUGGGCGGCUGCUGGCCACUUUGCGAGGCGCCUCUGCCGAGAUCACAGAUAUUGCCAUUAACUUGGACAACACAAUGCUGGCCGCCGGCUCGGUGGAUCGAAUCCUUCGGGUUUGGGAUAUGCAGACUACCUCUCCCAUCGCCGUUCUGGGCGCCCACACUGGAAUGAUAACAUCGGUGAACUUCUGCCCCUCGCCACGCAGUGAUCUCAAGUAUUUGGUGACCACCAGCACUGACGGAUCAAUUGCAUUCUGGCAGUAUUCUACUCCCCGCGGUCAGAAGAUCACGUUCGCCCCGAAGCCGACCCAGUAUCACGAAAAGUUGCGCCCCGGCCAGGCCCAGAUGAUGUGCACCACCUUUUCACCGGGCGGUAUGUUCCUGGCCGCCGGUUCUGCCGAUCACCAUGUCCGCGUCUACAUGAUGGGCGAGGACGGACCGAAACGCAUCCUCGAGACAGAGGCCUACACCGAUGCCGUGGACUCUGUGCAGUGGUCGCACCGCGGCCUGAGAUUCAUUUCAGGCAGCAAGGAUGGCACCGCCCACAUUUGGACUUUUGAGUCGCAGCAGUGGAAAAGCGUCAAGCUCUGCAUGACGGAACGUCUGCCAAGUUGUCCUGAGCCGGAAGAGGGAAAGAAACUAAAAGUUACCAUGGUGGCUUGGGAUGCAUCCGAUCGUUAUUGUAUCACCGCCGUUAACGAUUUUACAAUUAAAAUCUGGGACUCCAAGACAGCCAAGCUGCAUCGCGUCCUGCGGGGUCACAAAGACGAGUUGUAUGUUUUGGAGUCGAAUCCCAGAGAUGAGCACGUCCUGCUCUCUGCCGGUCACGAUGGUCAUGUGUUUUUGUGGGACAUCGAGCAGGGGGUCUGUGUGGCGAACUUCUUCAACGACAUUGACGGCCAAGGUCAUGGCAGCGUGUUCGAUGCCAAGUGGGCUCCAGAUGGCACGAUGGUAGCGGCCACAGACUCCCACGGACACAUCCUCAUCUUUGGCCUGGGAAUGUGCAUUGAAAAAUACAAAAUGCUCCCCACAGAACUGUUCUUUCACACGGACUACCGACCACUACUGCGGGAUGCCCAGCACCAUGUCAUCGAUGAGCAGACCCAGAUAAUGCCACAUUUAAUGCCGCCGCCGUUCCUCGUCGACUCUGACGGCAAUCCGCAUCCCACCAAAUAUCAAAGAUUCGUGCCCGGAAGGGAAAACUGCAGCAUGGACCAACUCAUUCCCAAUCUGACGGUCGGUGCGGAUGGCGUGGUGGUCGAGGACAAUGUAAAUGCCCAGCAGAACGCCGGGGGAGCGGGUGCUGCGGCACAAGCUGUAGUUCCAGCAGCAGCGGGAGGAGCAGCGGCUGGGGCCAACUACUCCCACAUAGACCGCAUGAUUGCCGCUCUCGCCAACCGCCAGUCAGUGAACGCGAACGCCAACGACGCUAAUCCGAGCGGUGACAAUCAGGCAUUUGAGCGCCACCCCAAUCGCCAAGUGCCCGACUCCAACAGCAGACAAUCACAACGUGGCAAUGUGCUGGGCGGACGACUGAGUACUCCCCGCCAGGGCUGGGGCCCAUCCGCUGCUCCGGCAGAGGAUCAGCCACCCGCAGAGCCGGCAGCUGGCCAAGCUCCCGCCCAGCAGCCGCUUCCGCUUAAGUUUGUUCGCCGCACCUAUGUGCGGCCCAUGAAAUAUGCCCAGCUGCAGAACCUCAAGCAAACUAUCUACUCCGCCGGCCAGUUCGAGAAGCAGGAGUACAAACGGGAGAUGCGCCGCCGACCAAUCAUGAUCAACACUGCCAGUGCAGCGUCCUCCCAGCAGGCGGGCAGCAUAGGCAGGCCGCGGAAUACUCGAUCCAAUGGAAGUGCAGGACGUCCAGGUGGUAGACGGCGUGGCGCCCAAGCUGGAGCUGCGCAACAGCAGCCAGCUUACAGGACUCGAGCCGUUCGAGACCAGGAACAAGACAAUUACGAUGAAGAGGCUCAGCCGCACGAGGAGGAGGAAGAGGAUGUGUCUAGCAACUCAUCCGGGGACACCAGCUACUCGAAUGUAGAGGAGAAUCUGGACGACAGCAGCUCCGACUCGGACACGGAUAGUUCGGACUAUUCGGAUUGGGUGGCAGACACCCCCGGACCGAAUCUGGAGCCGCCCAAGCGCUCUAAGCGCAAACCAAUCUCCCGACGUCCGCGCAGUAGUGAUGACAGCAGCGACGACGAAACGGCAGCCGGCCGAGCCAUACAGACGGCGUCUGGCGGACAAGUGAUAGCGCGGAAGGUGGGCCGGAAGACGGUACUCUUCCCACCCACGGAUGCUAACGGCGAAAUCCCGGAGCUGUACCGGCCAGCGGAGUGGCUUUCGGAGGUGAUACCCCGGAAGGCGCCCUACUACCCGCAAAUGGGCGACGAAGUAGUCUACUUCCGGCAGGGACACGCCAGCUACUUGGAUGCAGUGCGCCUGAAGAAGGUUUACAAGCUGUCGCACAGCUCGGAGCCGUGGAACUUCCAUACGCUGCGCGACCACGAACUGGUCCGGGUGAUUGGCAUCAAGUACGAGAUCCGGCCGCCGCGGCUGUGUUGCCUGAAGCUGGCCAUCAUCGACGAGGAGGGCAACAUGACGGGCACUACGUUCAAAAUCAAGUACCACGACAUGCCCGACGUCUUGGACUUUCUGGUGCUGCGCCAGACCUUUGAUCUGGCCGUGCAGCGAAACUGGAGCAUUGGCGACCGGUUCCGGUGCAUGAUCGGUGAUGGGUGGUGGAUGGGCCAAAUCGAAUCCCGGCAAGCUCUCUCCGCCGACUUCCCCGACUCCUUCUUCUUGUGUUUCCGGGUGCGCUGGGACAACGGCGAGUAUGAGCGUAUGAGCCCAUGGGAUAUGGAGCCGAUCGACCAGGAACGUGUCCCGGACGAAGUGGGUGGUGCUGUUCCUGUCCUGCCCGAAGAAAUCCGCGCCACCCUGUAUCAGCCCAAGUCUGAGGAGUGGCAUCGCGGCGAUCGCGACGGAACCUGCCGGCGCAUCAUUAACGGCUUGGAGCAGGUAAUGCGUCUGUCCAUCGCCGAGCACUUUCUGGCCCCCGUCGACCUCAACAUUUAUCCAGACUAUGCCUACUUGAUCGAGUACCCCAUCGAUCUGACCACCGUGAAGUCGCGCUUCGAAAACCACUUCUACCGCCGCAUCACCUCAGCACAGUUCGAUGUGCGCUAUCUGGCCACCAAUGCCGAGCAGUACAACCGCCGGCACACGAUAAUCGUCAAGCAUGCUCGGAUUGUCACAGAUCUCUGUCUGCGAAUCAUAAGGGAAGCGGAUGAGAUUGAUGUGGCUGCCGUUUACCACCAGCUGGUGGACGUGUAUCACUCAUCUGAGUCGGAGAAUGAGGCAGAUUCGGAUGUAGUUCCAUCUACCAGCACAGGGCCGACGACUUCGGCAGCUGCAGCGGCAGCCAGACAGCGAGUAUCCUCCACCAGGCGAUCCACUCGCACUCACUCCGAAGGAGACUGGCGAGCCGACUGCCGGCAGUUACUGGACGUGAUGUGGGCCAGGCCGGACUCACUGCCCUUCCGGGAGCCAGUUGACACUAUAGAAUUUCCCGAUUACCUGGAAAUAAUCGCCACGCCGAUGGACCUGCGCACGGUGAAGGAGGAUCUGCUGGGUGGGAACUACGAUGAUCCGCUGGACUUUGCCAAGGAUGUGCGACUGAUAUUUCAGAACUCGAAGAACUACAACACUAACAAGCGCUCGCGGGAUAAUAUAGCGAUUUAUUCAAUGACUCUGCGCCUGAGCGCCCUCUUCGAGUCCCACAUCAAGACUGUGGUCACCAACUGGAAGGCGGCCAGGAGACGCGCGAAUAAGAACAAAUCAGGGAGCAGCGGUGGCGGUCGCGGCGGUGGUGGCUCCAGUAGCAGUCCUCCCAAGAGAACAAGAAACGAACGGUCCACUCGCCGCAACCAGAAGCCACCGGCGGCCGCCAGGAGACUGCCAUUGGCGCAUUCUAGCGACGACGAGGACGACGACGAUGACGACAAUGAUGAGGAGGCUUCGGCUACCAGAGCGCCACGAUCCCGCCGACGCAAUGGAGUGGCCGCAACUGCCAGUUCAUCGGGUUCCAAUCGCGUGACCUCCUCCUCGUCCACCGCCAACCAGCAGCGACGUCGACAGAGUAGCAGUAGCGAGGAAGAGGAGGAAGAGGAGGAGGAGGACGAUGAGUCCAGCAGCAGCAGCGACGAGGAAGAGGACGAGGAUGAGGCCCACUCCAAUGCCAGUUCCCCGCAGCAGGCACGCACGCGAAGAGGGCGACAGCGGCAGCGCCUGAGCGACGAGGACGAGGACUCCGAGGAGAGCUACAAUCCCCAGAAGCGCAAGUCCAGCAACCGUAAUAGAAACCGGAACGGUCACUCGAGCAAGCGGCGACGCAUAGACAAGAGUCCAGCGGCAACGAAUGGCUCCACUGGGUCCGGAACAACCCGGCGCACCCGUCGCCUAGCAGGCAGCUCGGAGGAGACUGCCUCCCAUUCCCAGCACGACGAGAGCACCCAAGACAGUCAGUUGGGCCGCCGGAAAGGCCGCUCGGCCAAGAACAGCCGAUCUCAAGCCGUUGGAAACGGACCCAGUACUAGUGCGGCUGCGGCCGCGAAUGCCAACUCCUUCAGCCAAGCGAGUCCUUUGCGCAACACCCGUGCCAAUGGAGGCAGAUCCCACAAUGCGGCGGAAAACGAUCACAGCUACCACCUCCCAGCUCGCAGCGGCAGGAUUAUAGAAUCGGAUACGGACUCGCACUCACAGGGACCCGUGGGAAGACCCACUCGUCAAAGCGCUAAGCGGGCGCUUCUCGAUUGGGGGCGUGGCAGCGACAUCGAGGAGGAGGAGGAGGAAAGUGAAGAAGCGGAAGAGAUCCUGCCCACGCCCACUAGGGACGACAUGCCGUCGACAAGCAGAGCUGCUCUGGCUCAAGCCGCUGGCUCGGGAGUUGUCCGUCAGUUGCGCACGAAUCGCAACACAGUCGUCCGUCCAGUACAGAGCGACGACGAGGACGACAGCGACAACGAGCCGCUGGCCAAUAACCAGCAAAGAACUGCCCAAUCACCUGCAAAAACGAACUCAUCGGCGGCCGCGCCACAUCCGCUGAGCCUGCGCCGCCGACUCCCUUCGCCACAGCAGCGGAACACACACAUGACGCGCUCACAUGCCACCUCAACCACAACCUCUGCCAGCCAGGCGGCACAGCCAACUGGGUCCACCCACGACCACAACUACCUGGCCACCGCGAGUUCCGCGGCGCGAGCACCACGCCGUGUUCUGUCGCGGCAUCAGCGCAAUGCGGACGAGCUGGACACCAGCCUAGAUCCACUGGAGAGCUCACGCCUGCUCUCAGCCAUAAGCAACCACCGGCGACCCACCUCCACCACGAAUAGCAAUAGUACUAGUGCCAGCAAUGUGGUCACACGACGUCUGCGUGGGCGCACUAGUCAGGCCAACUCCCAGGACGAGGACCAGGAUCAGGACCAGGACCAGGACGAGCAAGAGGAAGAAGAGGCGGAGGCAGCUGCCAGCGAUGAGGGCACCGACGGGGGCUCCACUUCGCAGAGCUACGAGGAAGAGCCGGAGAACGAUUCCGAUUCCGAGGACGAUCAGCCGCUGACCAGCUACGUCGCCACCAACAACGGGCGCUCGUCACGAAAGCCGAAAACUACCUCGUCCUCCUCCUCGAACACGCGUCCGCUACGGAGCAACCGACGACCGCCGUCCGCCCAGUCGUUCGUGAACGAUGAAGAGGAGGACGAAGACUACGUGGGAACACGUAGUCGGCGAACUAAUCGCAGCGGCAAUCAGCGAAGUGGACGGAAUCAAAAAAGGCCCCGCUACAACGAGGAAUCCGAGGAGGAGGAUGCCGCCCCAUAUCGGCGAAAGAGGGUUAGAAACGGCAAUGCUCAUGCCAGCUCCCAGGAAAGAUCACAGCCGGAACCCGAGGAGGAGGAGGAUGGCGGCGACGCGGGAGAUAGCUCGGUGGACAGCGAUGAUAGCGAACGGAAGGUGAGCGUGAGCAGCCGUGGAAGGGUGCGCAAGAUAUCGGCGAAGGCGCGCGGCAUCUUCAAGGAGUGACCCUAGACUGUUUUGUGUAUAAAUUAAAUCUAAACGAUAAUAACAUUGGCUAGAGUCGCUUUCUAAUUAUUGAUUAAUGUGUAAGAGUAUAUGAACCACGUCACUUGUCAUUGUCACCGUGAGCACACCAUCAUCAUCACCACUAUCCCGGAUGGCAUCCGUAGACCUAAGCAGAAGAAGCAGAGUGUGUUCUCGUGUUCUCUCGUGUUUUUUAUCCAUAUCCAUCAGAAUAUUAUUUUGAUUAUUGUUCAAGUCUUACGUUGAUCGGCCGGGAGCAGCGAUCCUACAUACUGUGGUGUAGGCCGCUCCGUCCGACCAACAUUUCUAAAUGUAUUUCUACAAUAUAUAGGUACUACUAUACAUAUAUAUAUAUUAGAAAGGUAGCACUCGGAAUCACACUUCAUUUACAAUAGCUUUAGAAUAAAGUAUCAAGAAAGAACACUA